AUGGCCGAUACCUCCCCGCCCUCUCACAGGUCCCCCACGUCGGGAUCCGCUACGGGCCGCUCGCGGAGAGAGAAGCCCCGCCUUGAAUUGGCUGCUGAUCAGCCUCUCACCACCCAGGGAAAGCCUCGAAUGCGUGUGUAUGUUGCAUGCGUUCAGUGCCGAGGCAGGAAAAUCCGUUGCGACGGAGCUAAGCCCGUUUGCCACAACUGCAGCCGUAGGACAGAGAACCCUCACCUCUGCACAUACGAUACUGCGCCCAAGCGGCGCGGACCCGACCGAGUCCCUGGGGCGCGCCAGCGUUCGGCGGGAGGCAUUGGUGAGAAGCCGCCCAGGCGGCGGAGGCGUCACCAAACGCAGGACGGCCCGGACCAGCUCUUCAUGACGUCGCAAAGUGCCUCCGUGAGUCCAGUAGAGGCGAAACCGACGUCGUUUAGCCCGACGGGCCAGGCCUUCUUGGCCAACACGUCUGCGCCUCACUCAGACAACCUGACCAUCAUCCAGGAGGUCGGGCCCGUCCAUUAUGGCAGGCACCGGCAGGGCUUACCUGAGUCCAGUCGCGCUUCGAUGCCGACAGGCGUCGGGACACACUAUCCUCAGCCUCACAACCUCACCCAAGCGGCCGCUUUUGAAGCGAUGUCGCUCGGGUCCCCUCUAUCCGACGCGCCCGUUGGUUCCGUGGGUUACCCUUUGGUCGCACCACUUCAUCAUGGACUUCUUCUUAGGCAUGUCACCGGUUCGGACGACGAGUUUUCUUAUGGCGACAGCGGCGGUGGAGAUGAGGACUGCAAGGGUGUGGGGAUCGCGAGGGAUCCUGGGUUACAAUUUACUCGCGAGACGUGGUGGGACGCACUCCUUCUCCUGUACGCGAGCGAGGGCGGCACCGCGCCUCAAUACGGCGCCUCCGUGACGAUGCCGCCGGGUGUGCGGGAAACCACCACGGCGAGGAUCACGGCAGAUCUCCGCUUCAUCUUCCGUGCGUCGCCGCAUUGGCUGCAUUUCAUCAACCUCCCGCGCUUUUUCGGUUCUCUGCUGGAUCCGCGUGCGCGCCAUUAUAUACAACCGGGUCUCAUCCUGGGGGCUCUCGCGCUUGCUAUGUUUUUCAGAAGUCACGAUGGGGAAGGUGGGCUGAGGGGGAGGGAGCGGGCGUUGACCUUGAGGGACCAGGCACAGAGCGCGCUGGAGGCGAGUCUGAAUUCCCGAUGGGUCGACCAUGGUCUUGUUCAAGCCGCAUGGCUCCUUGCAUUCUUUGAAAUUUGUGCGCAUCCGCUGCAUUCAACAGCCCGCGUCCGCUCGUCGAUGGGGUUGCUGGACUCUCUACUCCGGAGCCUGAAUCUUCUGGCGCUGGACUCGGGCAACCCUAAGGCCUCCGUGUUCUCCACCGUUGUCCCAAUUAUAUCCACCAGGUCGCCAAGGCAGCUCCGGCCACUGUCCCCCGAGGACUCGUCUUUCCCCCGGACCUCACAGUCACCUGUCGAUUCUCGGUCCUUGGCCACUCACGGGUGGUCGCCAAUAGAGCGACAAUCCGCAGCGGCUACUUCGUCCUGCAGUUGUACCGCCUUCACUCUGGGACACUCCUGGGCCAUGGUCCACGAAAUCGCGCCCCUCUGGGACAUGACGCCUACCUGGCAGAGCGAGUGGACCGAGAGCGAUAUCCGCAUGGAGGAGUGCCGGCGGCUCGUCUGGAGCAGCGUUAUGCUCAGCUCCGGACACAGUUCCUACACAGCGGCGCGUUCGGAGAGCGAUGUGCAGCAAUUGUUCAUGAUGGAUCCGCGGAACUACGCACUCCUCUUUCCCGGAGAAUCGCUCACUUGCGUCGAUGGCUCUCCCGAUAUCCCGCCGCCUUCUAAGGACUCCGUCUGGGCGCUCUACAUGCGGGCCAUGCUGCUAUGGAACAGCUGCAUCCGGCUACGCACCGACACGAGCUUACCAGACACGGACAAGGCACAGUUCGCACUGACGGCCUGGACGGAGAUCGAGGCCAUCGAAGAGGCGUUAGGAAGACACACCUGCGGCAUCGAACGCUCGUUCCUGUUUCAGGGUCGGGAGCUGCUGUUCAACUCGCGGAUGGUCAUCGCGUAUGAAUUUCAGCGGUGUUUGCCCCAGCCCACGCAACAUGCCAAUCUGCUGUUCUAUCGGCGAAAGGCGGAGGAGUGGCUGACACGCCAGGCCAUCCUCGCUAAACGCCUCGCUAACGCGGACUACGGCUCGGUCACCGGCCUGCCCACCGCAGAUCUAACCAAGCGGCCGUUUUUGCUGUUCUGGUUCAUGUCCUUGAUUGAGAGAGCGUUGACACUCUGGUCGUACGAUCAGUCACUGGGCUUCGCGCUCGACGUCGCCAAGACUCUGUCGCAACCGGUGGAAUACCUGAUGACGCUGUGGCCUUGCGCAGAGCAGCGCCGACGAUGGGAGGACCUUCAAGAGAAGCUCAACCGUUCGCUCUUUGCAGCCACUGUGCCUGUUCCCCCCUCUGCUGUCUCCAUCCCUCCGCCCGGUGCCGCCUAGAGCUAGAGUCCUAUCCCCCCAUCCGAAGCAUUGCCUCAGCCCCGGCCACAACACAGUUGGCUCCCCUGAACAGGAUGCCAUAUCGCCAUAUCUAACAUCCUGCUGUGUUGUGACUCAUCGUGUGCUUGCAUUGCUUUCUGGUGCGUUCACCUCGCUUUCGUUUACGUACUUACG
This is a messenger RNA of Dichomitus squalens LYAD-421 SS1, 2676 nucleotides long. RefSeq lists its product as uncharacterized. Gene Ontology annotation, cellular component: nucleus. Gene Ontology annotation, molecular function: DNA-binding transcription factor activity, RNA polymerase II-specific; zinc ion binding. NCBI's taxonomy places the organism in Eukaryota, Fungi, Basidiomycota, Agaricomycetes, Polyporales, Polyporaceae. Gene Ontology annotation, biological process: regulation of DNA-templated transcription. Bases 1 to 2502 code for a protein of 833 amino acids. The transcript is spliced from 11 exons. The record is from RefSeq and is a predicted model, not a curated record.